AGACAAGCAGCAGGUUAGCUACAGAGCUACCACUGGAUUUGACAGCUAAAGGAAGCCGAACCGGUGGGCGCCAUUAGGGGAGCAGCGUCACUUUCACCUUUUUUUUUGAUAGAUAUAUUUGCACGCCCUCGCCCCAGUGAACAGUCCCGCGGCGCCUCAGGAUGGCUUUCUUGAUCAAGAGCAUGAUUGGGAACCCCCUGUCGGGGAUCGGCCUCGGCGGCGGAGGAGACAAGGAAGAGGAGGCCACCCCCACAGAUCCAGCCAAAGCAGCGGGGAUGACACGCGAGGAGUAUGAAGAGUACCAGAAACAGGUGGUGGAGGAGAAGAUGGAGCGAGAUGCAGAUUUCUUACACAAGAAGGCGGAAAGGGCCACACUGAGGGUGUGUCUCAGAGAAAAAUACAGGCUGCCAAAGAGCGAGCAGGACGAAAACAUGAUCGAGAUAGCCGGGGACGACGUGGACGUGCCCGAGGAGCUGCUGAAGAUGGUGGACGAGGACGCCACAGAGGAGGAGGGCAAGGACUCCAUCAUGGGCCAGUUUCAAAACUUGCAGAACAUGGACAUGGACCAGCUGAAGGAGAAGGCCUCGGCAACCGUCACCGAGCUCAAGACCAAAGCGGAGGAGAAGUGCUGCGUCAUGUGAACAGUCCGAGAGGGGGUCUCCUGGGUUUGAAGGCUGGAGAAGAGGAAGAGGAAGAGGAAGCACGUGGCGCAAUUCAAUUCAAACACUUCCUGGGAACCUGCAGACUGAGCUGUGUUAAUAAAUCUGGGAUUCAGUCACAAUCACAGACAAAGUAUUCACUAGGAAGGCAUAAGAAGGUGUGUUUAUGUCACUACGCCCUCCACCUACUGCGUCUACUGAAGGAUGCAUUGUAAAGGUUUCCCCCCGCUAGAGUUCCUAAAUGGAUAGUGAUCUAAAACGUAAUCUUUGCAGUAACCUGAAGAUUAUUCGAUUACAACCAUGAAGCUGUGACCGUUUUUCGUAGUAUAAGCGUGGUUCGCUCUUUCUCUGUUUGUUGUCGAAUGCAACAAGUCUAUAACAACUUGAUUUUCAGUCAAACAAGUCACAAUGUAAGAAACCCCUCCAACCCCAACAAAAAAAAGACGUAUGUAAGUUAAAUCCUGUGUGAGUGUUUAAACUUUCCUUUUGUUUUAUUGGUGAUGUGGUCGGUAUGUGAUCUUUGAAUUAGCUAUGACAUUUACUUUCUUUUUCUUUUGGUGUUAUUAAAAGCGGAUGCGAUGAUUUGCUUUGAAUUUCCUCUUACUCACAUUUCGGGUGUAAUGAAAGGUGUUGAGCCUGAAACAUU
Molecule: messenger RNA, 1305 nt
Organism: Pungitius pungitius (ninespine stickleback)
Lineage: Eukaryota; Metazoa; Chordata; Actinopteri; Perciformes; Gasterosteidae
Gene: cplx4a
Product: complexin 4a
Exons: 3
Coding region: 162-641 (159 amino acids)
Biological process (GO): synaptic vesicle exocytosis; neurotransmitter transport; regulation of neurotransmitter secretion
Cellular component (GO): terminal bouton; SNARE complex
Molecular function (GO): syntaxin binding
Source: RefSeq, a predicted model, not a curated record